AUGGCGACAUUCAUUAAAAUUGUAAAUUUUACCUAGGGAAAUGGAAUAUUGAACAAAAUAAACAAUUCAGAGAUAACCCAAGCUGAUGAUUUUUCAUAUUUAAUAUUAAAUGGAUAUGGAGAAGCCCUUCAUUAUGCCAAUGCUUCGUUUUAUGAUAUUAUAGACUGCCAAAAAUCUUUGAUGAGUGAUUUUAAGAUACAGAUGAUUGUUUUAUUGUCCUUACCCCUUCUUUAGUUGAGCAUUAAUUUUUUUAAAUUGAAAUAUUUAUAGUGCUCGAUUUUAUAAUUAUAUUUAUACAAAAUAAUUGAUUUUAAUACGUUUUUUAUUGUCUAUGAAGUGUUAAUUUCACAAAAUUCAAAAUUUAAUGGUUUUUACUCUUCAUUCAAGGAUGGUUAGGAGCUUUUGUACUUUGCUUAUGCAUGGUCAUAAUAAUCCCCUUCUAUAUAUCAAUUUUUAAGAUUGAAAACGAACUUUGAAACUCUGUUAGGAAAAAUGCUUAUGACUGCUACUUUGACCUCAAGCAAAUAAUUUUAGAGAGGUUAAGAGAUGUCCAUUCUCAGCCAGAAAUUGCACUAAAUGAUAGACAUAUUUCAAAGAAUCCCUAUCCCUUUAAAAGCUAUUGAAAAUAUAUAUGAAGAGUGCUUAUUUAUAUGGCAGCUGUUUUAUUAUUUUCAAUAAUAAAUAUAGCAGUUGCCCGAUGAUGGAGUUCAAUGCGCCAUCAUCAGGCAACACCAAGCAAGGGUCCACACGUGAAAUGGGUUCCACGUGUGGAGCCCUUUUUGGCUCGUGGAAAUGAGGAUUUCUCCACGUGUUAAAAUGGCUCCACACGUGGAAUCCAUUUCUCUGUGGACCGAUGAUGGAGCAUUGAGCGCCAUCAUCGGACAACUGCUAUAUCACUACUCUCUACGAAAAAUGCACAGACUAUUUAGUAUAUAGACCUGAAUUAUUAAAAAAUUUAAUAAACCUGCAAAUUUUAUAUACAAGUUUAAGCAUAUGGACAAAUGAAGUCGCUAUGGAAGGCUAUGGAGUGCUGAUGGCUUACCAAUUCCCAACAGCAUAUCCUUUUGAAAAUAGCGUGACUAUAUUUAAUGAAAUUAUAUCAAAAAUUAAAUAUUCGACUUCAGUCAUAAAAAAAAAUAAAUAUUCUUCUUUUGUAUCUGAAGAUUUUGAUAAAAUUCUUUAUGAAAAAAGCACGGACUUUAAUGCAGAUAUUUUCAGAUUAGGGGUGUUUAUGGCAAAAGAAAAUAUAAUAAAUGAAGCAUAUUUAAUAGCAAAUGAUUUUGCUUCCUCUGAUAUUUGGACAUCUUUAAUGUCAGCUCUUCAAGAAUUAGACGUCAGAUAUGACAUUUUUAUUGAUGAAAUUGACAAAUAUUCAAAAAGCGUAAUUGAUGACCAAAUGCAGAUUAUUGUUAUGAAUCUGGCACUUUUUAUUUUUUUCUCUUUGGCUUUCUAUUUAGGGUUUUAUUUGGUAUUUUUUUGGAGUGAAAAAAAAUACUUGAAGAGAAUAUAUUCAGUAAUGGAAAUUAUUCCGUAG
Molecule: messenger RNA, 1534 nt
Organism: Blepharisma stoltei
Lineage: Eukaryota; Ciliophora; Heterotrichea; Heterotrichida; Blepharismidae
Source: the annotation of a GenBank genome assembly